This is a messenger RNA of Onychostruthus taczanowskii (white-rumped snowfinch), 8545 nucleotides long. It is a transcript of the gene CKAP5, whose product is annotated as cytoskeleton associated protein 5. Bases 200 to 6415 code for a protein of 2071 amino acids. Gene Ontology annotation, biological process: establishment or maintenance of microtubule cytoskeleton polarity; centrosome duplication; mitotic spindle organization. Gene Ontology annotation, cellular component: centrosome; kinetochore; microtubule plus-end. Gene Ontology annotation, molecular function: microtubule plus-end binding; microtubule plus end polymerase activity. The transcript is spliced from 45 exons. NCBI's taxonomy places the organism in Eukaryota, Metazoa, Chordata, Aves, Passeriformes, Passeridae. The record is from RefSeq and is a predicted model, not a curated record.
CGCUAGUUGGAGAGGGAAGCCGUGCUGGAGGGAGCUUCCCUCGGAGAAGGAGGGAGCUAGUGAUGUCUCCGCGGGAGCUUUCCUUCAUCAGCAGUUCAGGCCGUCCUUUUAAAGAAAAUCGCAUGAGCCUUUUCACGCCUGAGCUUUGUAAAACCUCUUGAGAGAAAUUACUGUAGUUCUAGAAAGAGCCUGAUUUACAAUGGGGGACGACAGUGAGUGGAUGAAAUUGCCCAUUGAUCAGAAAUGUGAACAUAAGCUAUGGAAAGCCAGACUAAACGGUUAUGAAGAAGCCCUUAAGCUCUUCCAGAAGAUAGAUGAUGAAAAGAGUCCUGAAUGGUCCAAGUAUCUUGGGUUGAUAAAGAAAUUUGUGACCGACUCCAAUGCAGUGGCUCAGCUGAAAGGACUAGAAGCAGCGCUUGCUUAUGUUGAAAAUGCUCAUGUAGCUGGGAAGACAACAGGAGAAGUAGCAUCAGGAGUUGUAAAUAAAGUGUUCAAUCAGCCAAAGGCCAGGGCAAAAGAGCUUGGUGAAGAUAUAUGUCUCAUGUAUAUAGAAAUUGAGAAAGGAGAGGCAAUACAAGAAGAAUUAUUAAAGGGUCUGGACAACAAAAACCCAAAAAUCAUAGUAGCAUGUAUAGAGACACUGAGGAAAGCACUAAGUGAAUUUGGUUCAAAGAUAAUCUCACUGAAGCCAAUCAUCAAAGUAUUGCCAAAACUUUUUGAAUCUCGGGAAAAGGCUGUUCGAGACGAAGCCAAGCUCCUUGCUGUGGAAAUCUACCGUUGGAUAAGGGAUGCUUUGAGACCUCCAUUGCAGAACAUAAAUUCUGUUCAGCUAAAAGAGCUGGAAGAAGAAUGGAUCAAAGUGUCAUCAGCUGCUCCUAAGCAGACCAGGUUCCUGCGUUCCCAACAGGAGCUGAAAGCAAAAUUUGAGCAGCAGCAGGGACUUGGAGGAGAUGCAGAUGGAGGAGAUGAUGAUGAGGAAGAGGCGGUACCACAAGUAGAUGCAUAUGAGUUGCUUGAAGCUGUAGAAAUUCUCUCCAAGCUUCCCAAAGACUUCCAUGAGAAAAUAGAAGCAAAAAAGUGGCAAGAAAGGAAAGAGGCUCUAGAGGCUGUUGAACUGCUAGUGAAAAAUCCCAAGCUGGAGUCAGGAGACUAUGCAGACUUGGUGAAAGCACUCAAAAAGGUUGUUGGAAAGGAUACAAAUGUUAUGUUAGUUGCUUUGGCUGCCAAAUGCCUUGCUGGACUAGCUACGGGCCUCCGAAAGAAAUUUGGACAGUAUGCAGGGCAUGUUGUUCCAACAAUCCUGGAGAAAUUCAAAGAGAAGAAGCCCCAGGUAGUGCAGGCACUGCAGGAGGCCAUUGAUGCAAUCUUUCUUACAACCACAUUGCAGAACAUAAGUGAAGAUAUUUUGGCAGUCAUGGACAACAAAAACCCAACAAUUAAGCAACAAACAUCCCUUUUCAUUGCAAGAAGCUUCCGACACUGCACACCUUCUACUCUUCCAAAAAGCCUGUUAAAACCUUUCUGUGCUGCACUUCUCAAGCAUAUCAAUGAUUCUGCACCUGAAGUCAGAGAUGCUGGAUUUGAAGCAUUAGGCACUGCCUUGAAAGUAGCUGGAGAGAAAGCUGUGAAUCCAUUUCUAGCAGAUGUAGACAAACUAAAGCUUGAUCGCAUUAAAGAGUGUGCUGAAAAGGUGGAAUUGGUUUAUGGUAAAAAAGCAGGAGGACCAGCUGAGAAAAAAGAAGGCAAGCCUGUUACUGGAAAGGCCACUGCUGUUCCAGGGCCUGCAGGAGAUAAAGAAACAAAAGAUGCAGUGACCAAACCAGGACCACUGAAAAAAGCAUCUGCAGUGAAGGCUGGGGUCCCGCCGAAGAAAGGCAAGCCAGCUACAGCUGCAGGUACAGGAGGUGCUGGGCCUAAAGGCAAGAAGGGUCCUGAGACCAAAGAAAUCUUUGAGGCAGAGCUCUCUAUAGAAGUAUGUGAAGAGAAAGCUGCUGCUGUCCUUCCAGCUUCUUGUAUCCAGCAGUUGGACAGUGGUAACUGGAAAGAGAGGCUUGCCUGCAUGGAGGAAUUUCAGAAGGCUGUUGAGCUUAUGGAAAGAAGUGAAAUGCCUUGCCAAGCCCUAGUAAGAAUGCUGGCCAAGAAACCUGGUUGGAAGGAAACAAAUUUUCAGGUGAUGCAGAUGAAACUGCAUAUAGUUGCAUUAAUUGCACAGAAAGGAAACUUCUCCAAAACUUCAGCACAGGUUGUGCUGGAUGGUCUUGUAGACAAGGUUGGUGAUGUGAAAUGUGGAACUAAUGCAAAAGAGGCCAUGACAGCAAUAGCAGAAGCGUGUCAGUUGCCAUGGACUGCUGAGCAGGUUGUGGCUAUGGCUUUCUCUCAGAAGAAUCCUAAAAACCAGUCAGAAGCUUUGAAUUGGCUUUCAAAUGCAAUUAAAGAGUUUGGCUUUUCUGGAUUAAAUGUCAAAGCUUUCAUCAGUAAUGUGAAGACAGCUCUUGCUGCAACUAACCCAGCUGUGAGGACUUCUGCCAUUACAUUGCUGGGAGUAAUGUAUCUUUAUGUGGGACCUUCUCUGCGAAUGUUUUUUGAAGAUGAGAAGCCAGCCCUUCUCUCUCAGAUAGAUGCAGAAUUUGAAAAGAUGCAAGGACAGACAGCACCAGCUCCAACUCGUGGCAUUUCCAGGCACAGCGUGGGAGGUGGGGAUGAUGGUGAAGAAGAAGAACCGGAGGAGGUUGGGAAUGAUGUUGUGGAUCUCUUGCCAAGAACAGAUAUUGGUGAUAAGAUCACAGCGGAAUUAGUGUCUAAGAUUGGGGAUAAAAAUUGGAAGAUCAGAAAGGAAGGUCUAGAUGAAGUGACAAGCAUAAUAAAUGAAGCCAAGUUCAUUCAGCCAAACAUAGGAGAGCUUCCAGCUGCUCUGAAGGGUCGUCUCAAUGACUCCAAUAAAAUCUUGGUGCAACAAACACUGAGCAUUCUUCAGCAAUUAGCAACAGCAAUGGGCCCCAAUAUCAAACAAUAUGUGAAAAAUUUGGGGAUUCCUGUCAUUACAGUCCUAGGAGAUAGUAAGAAUAAUGUUCGUGCUGCUGCACUGGCAACUGUGAACGCCUGGGCCGAACAAACUGGCAUGAAAGAGUGGUUGGAAGGGGAAGACCUGUCAGAAGAGCUCAAAAAAGAAAAUCCUUUCCUAAGACAAGAGCUUCUUGGUUGGUUGGCUGAGAAGUUGCCUGCCCUCCGUUCUGUUCCUUCUGACCUGCUCUUGUGUGUGCCUCACCUGUACUCCUGCCUUGAAGAUCGAAAUGGGGAUGUGCGCAAAAAGGCACAGGAUGCCCUGCCGUUCUUCAUGAUGCAUCUGGGCUUUGAGAAGAUGGCAAAAGCCACUGGCAAGCUGAAGCCAACUUCCAAAGACCAGGUGCUGGCCAUGCUGGAGAAAGCCAAAGCCAACAUGCCAGCCAAACCAGCUCCUCUUGCUAAAGCAUCUUCCAGAGUGGUAGGAGGAGCAGCUCCAGCCAAAUUCCAACCUGCAUCAGCAUUUACUGAUGAUUUGGGGUCUAAUACUGUGGAAGCCAAGCCUGAUCUCAAAAAAGCCAAAGCAGGAGGACUCUCCUCUAAAACUAAGCAGUCAGAUGUUAAUAGCAGUAUGUCCAAGGGUAAUGCCCGCCUGUCCAAAGCUAAUACAAGGCUCAGCAAGGGCAGUUCGAGUGUGACAAAGAGCCAGUCUAUCAAACAGGUACAGGGAAAGAAGGUGAUAAGCAAGCCUAGUCUGAAGGAAGACGAUGAUAAAUCAGGCCCUAUUUUUAUCAUUGUCCCAAAUGGAAAGGAACAGAGGAUGAGAGAAGAGAAAGCUCUGAAGGUGUUAAAGUGGAAUUUCACUACUCCUCGUGAUGAGUACAUUGAGCAGCUGAAAACUCAGAUGUCCACUUGUGUGGCCAAAUGGCUACAGGAUGAGAUGUUUCAUGCAGAUUUCCAGCACCACAACAAAGCACUGACUGUUAUGAUUGAGCACUUGGAAAGUGAAAAAGAUGGAGUCAUCAGCUGCCUGGAUUUGAUCCUAAAAUGGCUUACCCUGCGGUUCUUCGAUACCAACACAAGUGUUUUGAUGAAAACACUUGAAUACCUUAAAUUGCUUUUCAGUUUGCUGAGUCAAGAAGAGUAUCACCUCACCGAAAAUGAAGCCUCCUCUUUCAUCCCGUAUCUUAUCCUAAAGGUAGGAGAACCGAAAGAUGUCAUCCGUAAGGAUGUACGUGCCAUUCUGAACAGAAUGUGUCUCAUCUAUCCAGCCAGCAAGAUGUUCCCAUUUAUCAUGGAGGGGACAAAAUCAAAAAACUCCAAACAGCGUGCAGAAUGCUUGGAAGAGCUUGGAUGUCUGGUUGAAUCGUAUGGCAUGAAUGUAUGCCAGCCAACUCCAGGGAAAGCCUUAAAAGAAAUGGCGACCCACAUUGGUGACCGGGACAACGCCGUGCGCAACGCUGCACUGAACACCAUCGUGACUGUCUACAACGUCCAUGGUGACCAAGUGUUCAAGCUGAUUGGAAAUCUUUCAGAGAAAGACAUGAGCAUGCUGGAGGAAAGAAUAAAGCGGUCAGCCAAGAGACCCUCUUCUGCUCCAGUGAGGCAGGCAGAGGAGAAACCCCAGCGUACUCAGAACAUCAGUGCCAAUGCCAGCAUGAUGCGCAAGGGACAAGCUGAGGACAUGUCCUCCAAACUCAACCAAAAUCGCAACAUGGGCAGCCACUCAGAAACAACACAUACAGUUCCACGGGAAUUUCAGCUGGAUCUUGAUGAAAUUGAAAAUGACAAUGGAACCAUCAGAUGUGAGAUGCCAGCACUUGUACAGCACAAACUAGAUGACAUCUUAGAGCCAGUCUUGAUUCCUGAGCCCAAAAUCCGUGCUGUGUCCCCGCACUUUGAUGAUAUGCACAGUAACACAGCUUCUACUAUCAACUUUGUCAUUUCCCAAGUGGCUAGUGGUGAUAUAAAUACAAGCAUCCAGGCUCUGACACAGAUUGAUGAGGUACUCAAACAGGAGGACAAAGCAGAAGCUAUGUCUGGCCAUAUCGACCAAUUCCUAAUAGCCACAUUUAUGCAGCUCCGGUUAAUCUACAAUACACACAUGGCAGAUGAGAAGCUGGACAAAGAUGAGAUUGUCAGACUUUACAGCUGUAUUAUUGGGAGCAUGAUCACGCUAUUUCAGAUAGAGAGUCUGGCUCGAGAGGCAUCCACUGGUGUUCUCAAAGACCUAAUGCAUGGUCUUAUUACAUUAAUGCUGGAUUCUCGGGUAGAAGAUCUUGAGGAGAGUGAGCAGGUCAUCCGAUCAGUCAACCUCUUGGUAGUUAAAGUUCUGGAGAAGUCUGACCAGACCAACAUCUUGAGUGCUCUGCUUGUCCUGCUCCAAGACAGUCUUCUAGCAACAGCCAGCUCUAAGUUUUCAGAACUUGUCAUGAAGUGUCUGUGGAGAAUGGUGCGUCUUCUUCCAGAAACCAUUAAUAGCAUCAAUCUGGAUCGGAUUCUGCUGGAUAUCCACAUUUUCAUGAAGGUCUUUCCCAAAGAGAAGCUGAAGCAAUGUAAGAGUGAGUUCCCUAUUAGGACAUUGAAGACGCUGCUUCACACCCUGUGCAAGCUGAAAGGGCCCAAGAUCUUAGAUCAUUUAACAAUGAUAGACAACAAAAAUGAGUCUGAGCUAGAAGCUCAUCUUUGUAGACUAAUGAAACACACUAUGGAGCAGACUGGAAAAGCUGAUAAGGAUACAGAAAAAGGAGCUUCUUGCAUAGAGGAAAAGGCUUCAAAAGCCAAAGUCAAUGAUAUUUUGGCAGAAAUAUUUAAGAAGAUUGGCUCAAAGGAGAACACCAAGGAGGGUCUGGCAGAACUGUAUGAAUACAAAAAGAAAUAUUCUGAUGCAGACAUUGAGCCCUUCCUGAAAAAUUCCUCACAGUUCUUCCAAAGCUAUGUGGAAAGAGGCCUCCAACUGAUAGAAACAGAACGGGAAGGGAAAGGAUGCAUUGCUACUUCUACAGGAAUUUCUCCUCAGAGGGAAGGAACAUGUGUUCCCGCGCCUACCCGCACUGUGUCUUCGUCUACAGGAAACACAAAUGGGGAGGAAGUGGGGCCUUCAAUUUACUUGGAAAGAUUAAAAAUCCUCAGGCAGCGUUGUGGCCUCGACAAUGCAAAGCAGGAGGACAGACCCCCUCUGACGUCUCUGCUCUCUAAACCAACACUCCCUACAGUUGCAUCCUCUACAGAUAUGCUUCACAGUAAGCUCUCCCAGCUGCGUGAGUCCCGGGAGCAGUACCAACAUCUGGACCUGGACUCCAAUCAGACUCAUUCCUCUGGCUUUGGAACUACCCUGGCUUCAUCCUCUUCUGCAGCGGCCAAUAUUGAUGACUUGAAAAAAAGAUUGGAGAGAAUAAAAAGCAGUCGCAAAUAGAGAUGCAAAGAGACGGUAUCGCUGUUGCUUGGGGCUGUCUUCAGCUUUAGUUUACUAAACUAGAAGUCUUCAUAGUUAAAUGGCCUCGUUUAGGCCUAAUGUAUACAAACUGGUUUAUGUAUAAUACAGUGGAUUUUGGGGGGUUGAGUCAUUGUGGCACAAGUAUUUGUACAUAAUCUGCUUCUCAAUGAGCAUCUCUUUGACUAUAGAAGGCUGUCUGUGUAUUAGUUUUAGUGUACAGACCUGUAAACAACCAUCCUCUUGCUCAGACUAGUUUCUCAUGACUUGGGCUUUUUAUUUGUAAAGUUGUCUUUAAAAUCUUUUCCUAGUUCUUAACUCUUAGACUUCUAGUGAUUUCACUUUUAAUUUUGUGAAUUCUUCUCCAUGUAAUCCUUGAACUGUUGAUUCUGUAUGGACACAUGGCAUGAAGUAACUAAUUUAAGUGUCUUUUGUAAAUAAAGUUUGCAUUAACUAUACCAGUCUCUAUAGGAACAGCAGCAACUGCUGGUUAGAGGUCACUCUAUUUCUGAAUGUUAGUGACUGGGCAUCUAGAAACUGAACUAAGCUGACAUGAACCUUGGGGUUUGAAUACACUGUAAGGAAGAUGAGUGGAAAUACACUAGCUGUGGGUGCAGUCCUGAGACUUGGCACUCUAUGAGCAGUAGUACAUUUUUUAUAUAGUUGCUCUUUUUGUUUUUGGAAUGUUUCUGUAACUUGAAACUUAUUCAUUUGCUGAAAUGUUUAUUUUGAAUUAUCUAGUCUUUGUGAUGCCUUUACCCAGAUUAUGUGGUCCCAUCUGAGGGAGUUUUCUUUGAGGGAGCCUGCUGCUGUUGAUAUGGAAUAGAGUAGCAGUGGUGUAUGGUCAGUGGACUCAUUUAUCCUGAACUCAUCUGAUUAAGCAGUGUUCCUCAUUCAGGUAAACCUUGCUCACUACAUUCUUUUUGCUCUUAAACAUCAGAUCUUACCAUUUUGUAACUAAGACAUCUAAAGAGAACUAGUCUGCAAAAGUUGAAGCCACUUUUUCUUUUUUUUUUAAUGAGUGAAGAGCCUUUUUCAGAAGCUCCAAAUAAUGAAGAUUUAAGACACACUGCAUAUUCUUUCUGGCCCUUUCAUUUCUAGGGAGGUCGUGUAUUUUCACCUUACUGCUGCACUUCCAUGUGAAAACUGGUUGUGAAGCAUAAAUUGCACAUCUGUUCCUUAGCUAGAACAGUGUUAUUGAAGGGUUGGACAGGCAGGCUUAAAAUAACACACAUCUAUGCUAGAUUUUUAAUCUGUUCCAUGUAGCUGCUGCUUUUGUUGCUUGCUAUUUGGACCAGCAGUCUCUACAUAAGAGCCAUUGCUGAAACUCUCUUGCCUGAUUACAGUAAAAAACGUGACUUUAAAUUAGUGCUUGUACAACAGAUCUAUGCCAGAGCUGCUGCAAAUGUCUGAAAUCUUCCUUUCACAGGACCCCUAGGCUUGGGUUGCAGUUGACAUAAUGCUGCUUGGUGCUUAUGGUGAGUUUGCACACUGAUAGCAGGUGACCACAAGCAUUCUCCAUCCUGUGUUAACUGAUAUGAUGCCAUUCAUUGCUCCACUGCCUCGAUUUAGUAGUCAGUCUCCUCUCAUAACCUGAAAUGGGUGUGCACUUUUGGAACAGAGCUCUGUUACAAGUGGAGGUUUGGCCCUUAUUGGUAAGUGCUGUGGUUUUGUGCACUUAAACUGGGGCAGUUUGUGAAUAGUUUGUGUUGGCUACAGUUACACUAGAGUUACUGCCACUACCUCUCAAUUACUAGCUGCUCUCUGAAACUUAGUGACAUUUAAAUUAAUCCAUAUGUUCCUUUACCAUAUUCAGCAGACAUUCUGAAGAACUAUUUGUUAAUUAGCUCAGGAUGUUAAAACAGCAAUGCCUGCAAACCUGCAUAAACUAUUUUAAAUAUGAAGCUGAUUCAAAAGUGAAAUACAGGAAUAAUUGAGUAGCAGAAGAUAUAGUUGUUUUUACGAAUGAGUUUUUGCCCUGUGUCUUUGUAGUGUUUGGUUGGACUCAAUAUCCUGGGAGUUCUGAACUAAAACUUGUGCACAUAAAUUAAUAAAGCCUAAUCUUUAGCCCAGACAAUAUUUAAAUAACAUUAAACUGAAUUUUCAAAAUUA